UCGGUCAGCUGAUGCUUGUGAAGGAAGCGAGGCAGGGGUAGGGUUGCAGCAUUAGAUACCUCCGCUCCGCUGCUCCGCACCCCUACCACCAAAAGAAUUGAAGACGAGAAACCCUUUCGACUCGAUCCUUCCCUCCUUAUCCUCGCCCCGCUCCUCCUCUUCUUGCCCUUCUAGGGUUUCCUUAGAUCUCCACCAAGGAUGGGUUCUUCUCUUCCCCCCAAGGAAGCCAAUCUCUUCAAGGUCAUCGUGAAAUCAUAUGAGACCAAACAAUAUAAAAAGGGACUAAAGGCUGCAGAUGCCAUAUUGAAGAAAUUUCCUGAACAUGGAGAAACCUUGUCCAUGAAGGGAUUAACAUUGAAUUGUAUGGACCGGAAAUCAGAAGCAUAUGAGCUUGUUCGUCGUGGUCUCAAGAAUGACCUUAAAAGUCAUGUGUGCUGGCAUGUUUAUGGUCUACUCUAUCGAUCAGACAGAGAAUAUAGGGAAGCAAUUAAGUGCUACAGAAAUGCUUUGAAGAUUGAUCCUGACAACAUUGAGAUCUUGCGGGAUCUAUCACUGUUACAGGUACAAAUGCGGGAUUUGACUGGGUUUGUGGAAACUAGACAACAACUUUUGUCACUUAAGCCAAACCACCGCAUGAACUGGAUUGGCUUUGCUGUUGCGCAUCACUUGAAUUCCAAUGCUUUAAAGGCUGUUGAUAUUCUAGAAGCUUAUGAAGGGACACUUGAAGAUGAUUAUCCCCCAGAGAAUGAGCGUUAUGAACAUGGUGAAAUGCUUUUGUAUAAGAUUUCAUUGUUAGAGGAAUGCGGGUUGCAUGACAGAGCACUGGAGGAAAUGCACAGGAAGGAGGCUAAAAUUGUGGAUAAGUUAGCCUUCAAGGAACAAAUGGCAUCCAUUGUGUUGAAACUUGGUUGCUUCCAAGAAGGGGAGAAAAUAUAUAGGUCCCUGCUCUUUAUGAAUUCUGACAAUUACAGGUACUUUAUUGGCCUGCAAAAAUGUCUUGGACUAUAUUCUGAAAAAGGUGAAUAUACAUCUGAUGAAAUUGAAAGAUUAGAUGCUUUGUAUAAGUCACUUAGGGAGCAAUACAGUUGGUCUUCUGCUAUUAAGCGAAUACCACUUGAUUUUCUAGAGGGUGUCAAAUUUCGGGAAGCAGCAGACAACUAUGUCAGGCCUUUAUUAACUAAGGGUGUUCCUUCAUUGUUCUCUGAUCUUAGCCCCUUGUAUGAACAAAAUGGAAAGGCAGCCAUUCUUGAACAAUUAUUUCUUCAUCUAGAACACUCAAUUAAAUCAACAGGAUGCUUUCCAGGAAGUUCCAAAAGAGAGCCUCCUUCAACAAUCAUGUGGACUUUGUUUCUGGUUUCCCAGCAUUAUGAUCGACGAGGCCAUUAUUCUCUUGCUCUAGCCAAAAUUGAUGAAGCUAUUGAACACACUCCAACUGUCAUUGAUUUGUACUCCAUUAAGGGCAGGAUACUAGAAAAUGCUGGUGAUUUGCCUGCUGCAGCUGCCUUGGCAGAUGAAGCUAGGUCUAUGGAUCUUGCGGAUCGUUACUUGAAUAGUGAGUGUGUUAUGCGUAUGCUUCAAGCUGACCAGGUUGGAUUAGCAGAGAAAACAGCUGUUUUGUUUACUAAGGAUGGCGAUCAGCACAAUAAUCUUCAUGACAUGCAGUGCAUGUGGUACGAACUGGCUUCUGGUGAAAGUUACUUCCGUCAAGGUGAUCUAGGACGUGCACUCAAAAACUACUUAGCCGUUGAGAAGCAUUAUUCAGACAUGACUGAGGACCAAUUUGACUUCCAUUCUUAUUGUUUGCGUAAAAUGACUCUACGGGCUUAUGUGUCAAUGCUGAAAUUUCAAAACCAGUUGCAUUCACAUGAGUAUUUCCAUAAAGCUGCAGUUGGAGCUAUAAGAUGCUAUAUAAAGUUGCAUGAUUUUCCAUCAAAGUUGGCAAUGGAGGAAGGUGAUGAGAUGUCACAGUUGCCUCCUUCACAGAGAAAGAAAAUGAGACAAAAACAGAAAAAGGCAGAAGCUCGUGCCAAGAAAGAAGCUGAAGAAAGAAAUGAGGAGGAUACAACUUCUGGCACAUCUAAAUCUGGCAAGCGACAAAAUUCCAGACCAGUUGAUCUAGAUCCUCAUGGGAAAAAGUUAUUGCAGGUUGAGGAUCCAUUAUUGGAAGCCACGAAAUAUCUAAAGUUGCUUCAGAGUAACUCAGCUAAUUCAUUGGAAACACAUAUUCUUUCUUUUGAAGUGAACAUGAGAAAACGGAAGAUUUUGUUAGCAUUUCAGGCUGUUAAGCAUCUACUUAAAUUGAAUGAGAACGAUCCAGAUUGUCAUCGGUGUUUGAUAAAGUUCUUUCACAAAGUUAGCAGCUUGACUUCUCCAACGAUAGACUCAGAGAAACUUGUUUGGAAUGUAUUAGUAGCAGAACGACCACAUAUAAGUCAGUUGAGCGGAAAGUCAAUAAUUGAAACUAAUAAAUCUUUCCUCGAGAAGCAUAAAGAUUCCUUAAUGCAUAGAGCAGCAGCUGCUGAAAUGCUAUAUGUUCUUGAGCCAGAUAAGAAGCUUGAUGCAAUUAUGUUAAUUGAAGAUUCGAAAAACACACUAGCAAUGGGAAAUGAUGCACUUGGUCCUGUCAACAUAUGGAAGCUUGAAGACUGUAUUGCAGUCCACAAAUUGCUUGAAGAUGUGUUCAAGGAUCACGGUUCUGCUUCUAGAUGGAGAGCACGGUGCGCAGAAUACUUUCCAUAUUCAACAUAUUUUGGAGGCUGCAGUAGUUCUGCUGUCAUGUGUACAAUCAGUAAUAACACACAUAGUCCGCCAGAAAAUGGAAUUGCAGCUUGCCAAGAUGCCAAAAUAGUAGAUUCUCAUUUCUUAAAUGGAAAACUACAUGGCUUGAAGGACCUGAAAAUUCAAUAGUGAAUGGUUCUCUUGUCUAACGCUACAGGUGGAUCCAAAAAAUGCUUGAGAUGGGAAGUGGAGUGAUCUCUUCAAUUGUAGAAUCUUGCCUCACUCAUUACAGUACAAAAGUUUAUUUUUCUUGCCAGGGCACUUAGAAGGUAUUUUUGAUGGCUCAUUGCAGUAAAGAUAUUGCUGGGUUGGUACUAACACCUUGAGUAAUUUUGUAGUAUUAGAUCUGAUCUCGCUAAAAUGGUGGAAGCUUUUCCUCGCAUCAAACAGUCAGUCAUUUAUCAGUUUUGAGCUCGGUAGCAAAGAUCUGUAAGUGGUCAGCUAGCUUGGAGAUAUAUUUAAGCAGUGGGUCAAUGAUUAUUGCCUGGAUUUACUUUUGUGCACUCCUUUAGGACAAAUUUUGUGUGAUCUGUGUUAUUAUUAAAGUACAAAUUUUGGCA
Musa acuminata AAA Group (dessert banana) is the source of this 3338-nucleotide messenger RNA. RefSeq names its product N-terminal acetyltransferase A complex auxiliary subunit NAA15-like. The record is from RefSeq and is a predicted model, not a curated record. Gene Ontology annotation, molecular function: protein binding. Lineage: Eukaryota; Viridiplantae; Streptophyta; Magnoliopsida; Zingiberales; Musaceae. Gene Ontology annotation, cellular component: cytoplasm. Gene Ontology annotation, biological process: N-terminal peptidyl-methionine acetylation. The coding region runs from base 199 to 2907 and encodes 902 amino acids. The transcript has 26 exons.